Molecule: messenger RNA, 2310 nt
Organism: Procambarus clarkii (red swamp crayfish)
Lineage: Eukaryota; Metazoa; Arthropoda; Malacostraca; Decapoda; Cambaridae
Product: mitochondrial glycine transporter
Biological process (GO): glycine import into mitochondrion
Cellular component (GO): mitochondrial inner membrane; mitochondrion
Molecular function (GO): glycine transmembrane transporter activity
Source: RefSeq, a predicted model, not a curated record
UGGCUGGCCGCCCCACUCUCCCUACACCUGCCGGUACACGCUCACACUACUACUACAUCUCCAGCCUUUGGUCUGCACGCUUACGUCUCCAGCGCUCUGCCCUCAAAAUAGAUCUGUUGUUCACUGUUCACAUUAAUGGUUUACCAUGGUGGUUUCGACCAUAUCUGAAAAUGUGCACAUCUCUGUUCGUGUGAACGAGAUAUAUUAUUCAGACUACUCUGAUACUCGAGUUCGGUGAGACAUUGCUCUGCGUUUGUGUAUAAAACAGUGAUAUAGCCCAGUUCUGAGGGACAUAGUGGCCUCUUGAAAACGAGCGUCUCCAAAGGCAAGUACAGGCAUAUAGUCAAAUGCCCAGUGGAGCAACAGAGAAGAAAGAGCGUGUGCUACUUGUCAAGACUGAAACUAUGGCUCGUCUUGAUGCUGUUACCAUGUCGCCGUUGGUGAAGUCUUUCGUGGCUGGGUCUUUCUCGGGGACCUGUUCUACCAUCCUGUUCCAGCCACUCGAUCUGGUGAAGACUCGCCUCCAGACUACCAUCGCCAUACCAUCUGGUGGUUCAGUUGGCAUGUUAGCCACAGUUGGUAAAGUGGUUCGCAAUGAGCGCCUGUUUGGAUUGUGGAAGGGCAUGACUCCUAGCAUCUUCCGUUGUGUGCCAGGUGUAGGCCUGUAUUUUUCAUCACUGCAUUGGCUGAAGACCACCUACUGCGAGGGUCAACCAGGGCCUUUGGAGGCAAUCAUGCUUGGGGCAAUGGCUCGUACCAUUACUGGGGUCACUAUGAUCCCAAUCACGGUCAUAAAGACCAGAUAUGAGAGUGGCGUAUACAGCUAUGGUAGUAUACGUGAGGCCAUGUGUUCGAUCUACAGAAAAGAGGGUGCCAGGGGUCUGACUUGUGGCCUGGUUCCCACACUUCUCCGUGAUGCACCCUUUUCUGGGCUCUAUCUCAUGUUUUAUACACAAACAAAGAAGCGAGUUCCACAGUUAUACAUGGAAGGCAAAAUGGCUCCCCCGGUUCACUUCACAUGUGGAGUGCUGGCUGGACUUAUGGCAUCAACUGUCACUCAGCCCUUUGAUGUCAUUAAAACCAAGAUGCAGCUUUACCCAGACAAGUUCACUUCCUUCUAUCAGGCUGUCUGGUAUGUCAAGAAGAAGUAUGGUCCACAGGGGUACUUUAAAGGGCUGGUCCCUCGCAUGCUCCGACGUACUCUUAUGGCAGCCAUGGCAUGGACUGUGUAUGAGCAGAUCACAAAAAGCUUUGGGAUGAAGUAAGAAGUGUAAUGACCAACAGCAUGUAAAAACAUGAUAAUUUAAUGUAUAGUAAAUUAAUUAGCUACUAACCAUGAACUCUUAACUGACUAUGGUGAACCUAAAGAAAUUGUAUGAACUUUAGAAAAAAAAUAUUGCAUAACAUGUGAAGCAAAGAGUUCUAAUAUCAUAUGUUUUUUUAAUCCUCUGUAGUUUGGACUAGUUUUAUUUUUUUUUAACCAGCAUUGCUCUUGUCUGAAUGUUAAGCCCACAUACCUGCCCAUGAAGUUAGACGUGUAUACUGUAUAUAUAUUUUUGUGCAAUUUAUGAACCAAAAUGGGAUUUGGUACAAAAUAGUAUUUAAUUUUAUUUAUGGGUAUGAUUCAGACGGGUUGCAGUGCAGUUGUGGUCGGUCAUUUCACUAUGGUAAUAGAAGUGUUUAAAGUACAAUCUUGCAAUUUUAAGGCGUUACUUAUAAUUGUAAUAAAUUUUAUUAAUAUCCUAUUACGUUAGGGAUCAGAGGCUUCUGUGAUAAAAUCCAUAUUGUUUGAUAUUUAAGCCUUUAUAAUUUUCUCUGAACCUUUUAAAAUAGAUAAAGGUGUCCCUUAAUUUAUUACCCGGCCCCAAGGAUCUCAUUACCCUCUCCUUCAUAAGUCUUCAACAUAUACUGUACAUUGAAAUGCUAAGUUUUAAUGCUUUUUGAAGGCCUCUGUUAGAAUGUAACUCCCAUGUCUGGACUUGCUUGAGCAGCCAUCUCAAGUAUUCAAAUGUUUUGUAGGAGUAAAUUUUCACAAGUUAAACUAUGAUGAAUUAUAAGAGUUGCUUCAUUGUUACUUGCACCAUUUCUCUUGUCUCUCUCUCGCUCUCUCUCCUCUCAUAUUCUAUUCCUAAUUUUUGUCUGAUUUUGAAUGGCAGGAGAAACAUGGAGAUGGUAUAGUUAUGCAAUGAAUUGACUAAAAAAUAAAAUGUGUAGUUUGUGAAAAUUAUAUGCACAACCUCAUUUUAGAGGUUAUUUUUAUGAACUUAUUUGUAUCAAGAAUGCAGUAAAAAAACAAAACAAAAAGCAAAA